Messenger RNA from Lathyrus oleraceus (garden pea), 558 nucleotides. RefSeq lists its product as uncharacterized. The record is from RefSeq and is a predicted model, not a curated record. NCBI's taxonomy places the organism in Eukaryota, Viridiplantae, Streptophyta, Magnoliopsida, Fabales, Fabaceae. The transcript is spliced from 2 exons. Bases 1 to 558 code for a protein of 185 amino acids.
AUGGGGGAAUAUUUUAUCUUGAAGGAGAAGUUGAAGCUGGUGAAAGAGGCCUUGAGGAACUGGAAUAAGGAGGUGUUUGGUUUCAUAGAGGUGGAUAAGGCGGUUUCUUAUAUUAGUAAGCUUGAAGCUUUAAAGGAAGUUAUGAAGCAGAGUUUUAGAAGGAACGAGGUGGUGGGGUUAAUGACUCAAGAGGGAUGGACUGAAAAUGCGCAGGAAGUAAAUGAUGGGAUUAGAAAUCACUUUGAAGCAUCCUUUAAAGAGUCAAUUUUCUGGAGGCCAAAUUUGAAUGGGAUUGACUUAACUCAACUCUCUGUGGAGGAUAUCUUAUCCUUGGAAUUUCCUUAUGAGGAGGAGGAAGUGAAGGAUGUUGUUUGGCAAUGCAUUAAUGACAAAAGUCCAGGUCCUGAUGGGUUCAACAUGAAUUUUUUCAAGGCUUGUUGGGAUAUCCUCAAGGUUGAUAUCAUGAAUUUUGUUAGUCACUUUUUUUGCAGGUCUAAGGUGCCUAGAGCUGUCAUGACUUAUUUCCUUACCCUUAUUCCAAAAUCUAAGAUUCCAUAA